AUUACGUCUGUGGUAAUGCGCUUAGGUACAUUGCUGUAUUCUACCAGCCAUUCCAUGCUUCCCAUAAAUGCUAUGGCACAAAAAGUGGUACCAGGAUCAGAGUCGGGAUCAAUGAAGCCCCUGCCUGGCAGUGGACUCAGUUAUGUUACACUACAACCACCUAGCCAACCUCUUAGUCUGGUGCAGGACCAUAGACCCUCGGUGUAUCAGACUCCACCAUAUAUAGGAAGUAACAUAGAAAAGGAACCAGAAGCUGAAAAAUUGAUUCCGAAUGGUGUGGAAAUUACGAAAACUGAAGCUGAGCAAGAUGUGCCUGCUGUUAUAAAGCAAAAUGAGUCCAACAGAAACAACAAUCUGAGUCCUGAGACUCCUACUCAAGAACAACCAUGUGAGGUGCAAUCGGAAACACAAGUGUUACCACCACCUUUAAUGGAAUUUCCAAUGAGUACUUCAGUCUGCACACCAGCACAAAAUAAAGUUGAGGAAAAGAAGAUUCCUGUAAAUAAUGAAUCAAAGGAAUCAGAUGGCAAAACAGUUAACACUUCUGUACAUAUAAAACAAUCUCCCCAUAAACCAGAAGAUAUACAAGCAAAGAACGAAGUUUCAAAGGCAAAACCUAUAAAUCAGAGUUUAAAAGUAUCGAGCGAUAAUGCUGCUGCGACAUUAACGAGUACAUAUAAACCUGACGCGAAAGUCACUACCUCUCCAAAAACAACCAAACGAAAAUCUAGAGAACUGAAAGAUUUAAAGACAGCUUCUACUGUAGUUACUGAUGGGGCAAGUAAACCUAAGAGAAACCGUAUUCAAACGCAACCCUAUCAGAGUCCAUUACCGGAAAUUGCUCUAUUGGUAAAAAAUCUCAACAAAACUCCUGGUUCUAAAACUGCUGACGACAAGCUUAUUGUGUUUUAUAAAAACGAAUUUUUGGCUGUGAGAAAUGCAGAGGGAAGCUUCUACGUUUGUCAAGCGAUGCAAAACAUCUACAAAUCGAGCAGACGCAUUCGCAUACGUUGGCUAUCUCAAGAUAAAAACAAUGGAGAAAUCUAUUCACCUGAUUUCUAUGAUACUAUAGAUUUUGAUUGUAUAUUAACAAGUCUGAACCUAAAUAAAAUAGAAAAACAUAGAUUCUGGUUAACCAAAGUAGAACUGUUGCGUACAGAAAAUAUCUUGAAACGGGCUAUUGAUGUUGAGGCUGGAGUGUCUGAAAAACCUCGAGUUACAGAAGAACACCCUGAUGGAUUGGAUCUGUCACUUUAUAAAGAUGAGUCGCAGCUAAAGAGAAGAAAAGGCAUUCACAGCGAGAAAUCGAAUCGUAAAAAGUCUAAACGAGCUGCAAGCUCUUCAGAUGAUGAUGUAGACGAAGAGGAAUCGAAUCGAAAUCUGAAAGCGUCCAAAAUAAAUCGCGCGAAGAAACGAUCAGCCAAGGCAUUGGCGAUCGCUAAAUCUGUCGCGAAAGGCAGCAGCAGAGCAGAGAGAGCAUUAAAUAGAAGCUCGAAAUCCGGCAGUAGUUUAGACAAUGAGCCUAUUACUACUAGUGUUGCUGCAGCUACCACUAUUGCGACUACCGUUACAACUGCUGCUGCAGUUGCCACUACCACCACUGCUCCUGUAAAUGCUGCUACCACUACGGCUACUAUAACUACUGUCAGUCCCUCAACUAAUGUUUCUGUCAUGGCGGAUACUAAAAAUAAUAUAGAAAUGAAAAAGUUGGAUUUAAAGAAAAAUGGCAAACAGCAAAGUAAUAAUGGCACCAGAGGAGUUCCAAGAACAAAAUCUGGAGGUAAAAGUUUAUCGGGAAUGUAAAACAAACGUAAUUUAUAAUUCACUAAAGAAGAAGAAAAAGGAUACGUUCGUCAGAUAGUAGGGAGAUCGUGGAAUACUAAUAACUAAUGUCGUAAAAAAAUUUUUUGAUUAUAUAAAAUCAAAUUAACAAUUUUUCGUAGAUCUUUGAUUAAUAAGUAUCAUAAAACGAAGUAUUUUAUAAAUAUUUAUUUUAUGUAUUUUAUGAACAUUUUAUAAAAUAUAUUUUAUUUGAAAAAAUUUUCUUUAAAUUUCUUUGACUUGAAAAAUAAUUGUAUAAAAUAAUUUUUCUGCUGCUGAUAAGGAUUAUGCAAUAUUCUAUAAGGUGUAAAGCGCAAGAGCGGUUUUACGCUUAUGUUAAUGGCUCACGACCAUUUUUUACAUAAUAUAACUUUAUAUGCUAAAUUCAUAUACAUAUUACGGUAUACAUACGGUAUGCAUUAAAUUCAAUAACAUUAUUUAAAAGCCACAUUUAAGACCUCCAAGUUAGAUUAAAGUUGAAAACGCUUGCACAGAAUCUAAGAGAUCCAGGUUUGAACCUUGGUUGAGGUGUUAUUUUUUUCGCGAUAAAAUACUUUACAAUUGUUUCAGGGAAGGGGGGGGGGAUAUGGUAUUAUAUAUCUUCUAAAACAUUAAUAUUACUAUUACGACUUUAUGACUAGGUUUCAAGUCCGACAAAUAUGCGGCGCGCAGUUUGAGUUAAAAAUUGUAAUAAAUAAAUUAAAAAUUAUUAGGCACCAAGAGCCGUUGUGUUUGACAAUAGGCCUUCUGUUUGUGUGUUUUAACUUCGUUAGUCUGAUAUAAACUUAUUAUUGUUAAAGUUAAAAAAUUGAUGUUUAACAUACACUGCUCAAAAUUAUGUAGUCCUGUAAAUAUCAUUGCUACCUGCAAAACUGAAAUUUAGCUUUUAUAAAAAUACAGUGAACUAAUGACUAGUAACCAUCCUUCAAUGUCUAAAUAGACUGUAACGAAGUAAUUUUAACGGUUGCUCUUAGAAUUCAAUGCUAAUUAUAUGAGAUAUAGUACUUUAUCAUACAUGGUAUCCCCCCCCCCUUCACACGUAUCUAAUGCCUUCAUCUUAAUCUCUAUUUAAUCAUGAAUAUUUUAUUAAACCGACGCCAAAAAUUUCUUUUGAGAACUGGAAGUCCUAACAACAUAUUUAGUUUUGAUUACAGUCGUUCUUCUUCAGCACGUCAUAUAGUAGUUAUGACGAAAUAUGUAAAAAUAAUUUUUUUUACAACUUUAAUUGAAUAUUUCUCAAAAUUGUGACAUAAUGGAGCAAUCUGUAUAGUGGAUUUGUAUUCAGCACCUAAAAAACUAGAAAAUGCUCGGUCUUAUUCUAGUGUUUCUUUGCAACCAUGUUAUGAAAUAUUUUUUUUCCAGGAAAUAAAAACGCUUUUUUUUUUAGAAAAUCAAGAUUUAAAUCUUUAAUAGAAGAACUGGAAAUUAAAAUAAAAUUUUUUCCAAAAAUUCAAAUUUUCCAUAAAAUCAGGUUUUGAAUCUAUAUUAAAUGUAAUUAGACGAAAUUAGAUAAAAAUUAUUUUUUAAUAUAAGUAAAAUAGAAUUAAAACUAAGGUAACUGUACCCAUUACAACCUAGUACCUAAUAUGGCAUGUUUGUUGUUUCUUAAAUAAUUACAUGGUGAACGCUAUUAUGUCGUACAGGUGUCAAUGUGACUUGUUUACAACUAUUCAGUUUGUGUAUUCCAUUGUUAACACUGAGAUCAAAAGUAAAAUUUUUGUGAUUGUGUUUCUUAUGUUUUAAUAUAUCAUGGCUUAUUGCUCUUUAUAACUAUCAAAUAAUGGUUAUUAAUUUUCUCGGUUCAAAUUAUUGUAGCUUUAUGUUUAUACUUUAUAAUACACUGUGUAUAAGUUAUAUUUUCGUCACAACAUUUGUUAUUACCAAAGAAAAAAUUUUGUAAGACAGAAUCAAUAUUGCCAAUCUAUACAGUAGAACCUCCUUAACUUUGGCUCUCUAUAAUCUUUGCAUUCCUUCACACGUACUUUCACAAACACUAAUAUCAGACCCCUUCCUUUCAUAGAAUACUCUAAUCACAGUACGAGUCUACUACUCACCGUGUACUUUGCUCGCGCAAAAUAUACAGUGAUCGGUAGACUCGUGCUUUGGUGAGGAUAUUUUAUAACUUUGGCAUUUCGCUCUUAUCGCCCCGUUAGAUUCAAAGUUAAGGAAACUCUACUGUACUCUAUUCACACAACAAGAACAUACCCAGCGCGGACGAAAACUCAUUCGUUUCGCGCACGUUCUUCCCCCAUAGAAGGAGAAUGCCUCUCGCUCAAACCUGUAUUCACUUCUUUAUAGCGAGUAGCAGAAGAGCGUUGACUUGGUAUAUCGAUAUUAAUUUCUGAAAUGUUACUUAUUAAAGAAUAACAUAAUAGAUUAAAUUCGCAAAAAAUAUACCAAAACAUGACAUAUAAUUGAUCGCUGAGAUUCAAACGUUUCAAACCUUAUUUGCUUUUUGUCUGUACCACAAGCAAGCAUAUACAAAGCAAUGUGUCUAAUAAGUUCAUUGAACUUAUUAGACACAUUGUUUUGUAUAUUAUCAUUGUAAUACUCAAAAACAAUUUUUAAUAAAAAUAGGUUUGUAUUAUUGAUUUAACUAUUUCAUAAAUGACACCCAAUUGUAUAAUUUAAAUAUAUUACGAUUUCAACUUAAUCAUAUUGAAUUGUAGAGAUUAUUUCAAUUUUUUAACAAUAAGCGCGGACUUUAGCUUGCCAUAUUUACAUUUACGAUAUUAAGUAAAACGCUACGCUCUUCCCUAUGCUAUCCGUAUGCACAGAUUUGGGUAUGUUUUUACUGUGAACAGAGUAUAGAUUAAUGUUAAGUACGCACAUCGAACAUUGUAAUGUUUUUGUUUUUUUUUACUCCAGAUCAUUAAUUCUAAUCUAUUAACUUGCUAUUUAUAAGCUACGGUCUUAAGGAGGAAAAAUUAAGAUAAGUUAAUUGUUUGAUUAAUAGAUUGUUGAAAAUAAAUUUUAGUGUACUCUUAUAUUAUGUCAAUAAACAUGUCAAUAUGUCAAUGAACUUAUAUCUUUAUAAAAGUAAUAUUGGAUCAUUUUAUUAUUUAUUUCUUUAACAUUUUUUUUUAAAAAGGUAAACAUAAUUAGGCUACAUUGAGUAUACAUUUAUCCAAUACAACCUGAAUGGUAAUUUGUUUAGAAAUCUCUGCAUUCAUGAAAAUAUAUAAAAUUGUCUCAUAUUUUAAAUCAGUUUUGUCCGAAACUCGACGAGCUAAAGCGCUUCCACUUUUCUUUUGAAUUCGACAAAAAAAAAAACAAA
Messenger RNA from Solenopsis invicta (red fire ant), 5098 nucleotides. RefSeq lists its product as uncharacterized. The transcript has 7 exons. The record is from RefSeq and is a predicted model, not a curated record. Lineage: Eukaryota; Metazoa; Arthropoda; Insecta; Hymenoptera; Formicidae. Bases 16 to 1803 code for a protein of 595 amino acids.